Messenger RNA from Apis cerana (Asiatic honeybee), 1707 nucleotides. RefSeq lists its product as uncharacterized. The record is from RefSeq and is a predicted model, not a curated record. Lineage: Eukaryota; Metazoa; Arthropoda; Insecta; Hymenoptera; Apidae.
AUGAGCGUGAAAAAUAUUUGGUCGGUCGGUGUUUUCGUACUGGUAGUUUUCGUGAUAAUCGGAACGUCCAUCUUGCACGAGAAGAAAACCGUGAGACGGGAUUAUCAGGUAGCCGUCGAACCGUACGACGUAAUUAAGAUGAAGGGAUUGAAAUUAAGAAAAAUUGAAACUACCGAUGGGAAGGAUUCUCGAAUCGACGAUUUCGAAAUUAAGGCAGCGCCAAGUUUCAGGAUACCUCCCCAUCGAAUGUGGCACGUGGUUGGGAUACAUUCUCCUCGUGAUAGGGAAUAUCGUUCGAUCGUGGAACGUGAAACGGAUAAAGGGAUCGAUGGAGGAGGUUUAUCGUACAGGGGCGCAGCGGAAAGAAACACGACGGAAGUAUCGAACGAGUUGAAAGACACGAAGAAAAGCUACAAGAAAUUGAAACUGAUCCGAACUCGGGCUGAUUACAAGAAGGAGUGGAAGAACAAAGAACAACAGUCGACCUACUCGAACGGUGAUAAAUCCAUAGGCGUGACGAAGAAAACAAUCGGCCGGCGUCAAGCCAAUUAUUAUUUCGCGAAUACGGACGAGGAGCGAAUAAACAGGUCGAGGCGUUGCGCGAUGCACGCCAAGAAUUUGAAAGAUGACAAGUCCGAUUAUUACUCGAUGAGGAAAGCGGUUAUGGACAAAUUUUACGCUCGACAGAAAGAGAUAGCGAAGAAGUACGCGAAAAGGGUAACCGCUGCACCCACCAUUACCACCACUCCCAAGUACAUAUCCUAUAAUUUACAAGAAAAAUUUAAUAAAAGUAGUACAACUAAAAUUGAAACGAAUGAUAUUCAAAAUGUAUCCGCUAAGAUUCCAACGAAUAACGUUCAGAAAAUUAAUAAGACGCUCGACAAGGGUAGACGAAAUUUCGUCGAUGACAAUGCCAUUUUAAUUCUUCCUACGACAAAAAGUAAUAGAACAAAAGUAAUAGAAACGUCAACGAUAUCUAAUGAUACGGAUCAAGUCACAAGUGACACGUCAAACGUAUAUUACGUAAAUCAUUUGAACGGCGAAGUUGACAACGAAAGUAACGAAAGUAACAAAAGUGACAAGAAAGAGAACGACAAUGUUCUGAAAUGGGGUACUUGCUCGGGUAAUUUAAUAUAUCAGCACAAUUUAAUCAUCAAUAUGCAAAAUUCGAUACAGAGUAAUAUGGAUUUAACAACGACGGUGGAGGGUUCAGUGUGCGUCACUUGCAUAAGAAUCAUACCAGUGAAGAACAGAAAUAUCACGCUGAAUAUCGAUGUAACUCGUAACAAGGAUGGCGGUAUAAACUCCUUAAUAUUUAUCGCUGAGGGGUUGACGAAUAUGGAAUUUUUAUACGUGAUAAAGAUCUGGGCCGUGAGAAAGAUAAACGAUCGCUGCGAUCAUGUCGAAACAUAAAUCUAUAUAUAUAUUUUCUGUAAUGUUUCCUGUAACUUUUUUUUUCAAUACAAUUGCCUUUCUAUAAUAGGCAAAUUAAAUUUGCGACUCUCUCUUUCUCUUCUCGUAUAAAAAAAUAUAUAUUUUUAAUAAAGCGAAUAUAAUAUUUUAUUUCUAGGGAUGUGUAUGUCACACGAGUAAAAAAAACCGAUAAAAUAAAUCUGCCAUAGCGAAUAUAAAAUAUAUAUAUAUAUAUAUAAAAUAUUAGAUAUUAAGAGCAUAAGUUAGUUGAAAUAAAAUGUCAUUCAUAAAUAA